Molecule: messenger RNA, 675 nt
Organism: Fusarium subglutinans
Lineage: Eukaryota; Fungi; Ascomycota; Sordariomycetes; Hypocreales; Nectriaceae
Product: O-methyltransferase
Exons: 2
Coding region: 1-675 (224 amino acids)
Molecular function (GO): O-methyltransferase activity
Source: RefSeq, a predicted model, not a curated record
AUGCCUGACUACGCUUCUAUCGAAACAACUUUGGCUUCUAUAGCUGCCAGCUCUCAAACUAUCGAGCUUCUUCGGGACCUUCACAAGCAAGCUCUCGACGAACCGCCCUACGUUAGCACAGAUGGGCCUGCCUCUACCGCACUUGACAAGUUUGUCGCAUUGGACCCUGAUAAGUGUGCCUACGUGUAUCUCCUUCUGCGAUCUAUGAAGGCACGUUUCGUUGUCGAAGCAGGGACAUCAUUCGGUGUCAGCACUAUCUACCUGGCUUUGGCAGUUUCUCAGAAUGCUGGAUCACAGCCAGGAAAAGUCAUUGCAACUGAGAACGAACCUACCAAGGCUGUUAAGGCUCGCAAGUACUGGAGCCAAGCUGGUGAUGAUAUUGAGAAAUUUAUUGAAUUACGAGAGGGCGAUUUGCGGGAGACGCUCAAGACCGAUCUGCCAGAACAAGUGGAUUUCCUACUCCUAGACAUUUGGACCCCUCUGGCUCUGCCUACACUCAAGCUUGUCAAGCCGCGCAUGAAGCCAGGUGCUACAGUAGUUGCUGAUAACACUGAGGCAGCCAAGGCAGGUUAUAAGGAUCUGAUGGCUUAUCUAGAGGACGCUACCAAUGGCUUCAAGCUCACUACGCUUCCAUAUUCCGGAGGUCUUUUAGUUGCCGUAUACCUUGGAAACUAG